Lachancea meyersii CBS 8951 is the source of this 990-nucleotide messenger RNA. Lineage: Eukaryota; Fungi; Ascomycota; Saccharomycetes; Saccharomycetales; Saccharomycetaceae. The record is from the annotation of a GenBank genome assembly.
AUGAAUCAAACCUCUGAGAAUUUACCCUGGAUUGAAAAGUACAGGCCCGAGACCCUAGAUGAUGUGUACGGACAACGAGAAAUCGUUGGAACAGUUCGAAAGUUCGUGAAAGAGGGCAAAUUACCACAUCUGUUGUUUUAUGGGCCUCCCGGGACUGGUAAAACCUCGAUGAUUGUGGCUUUAGCAAGGGAGAUAUACGGGAAUAAUUACAGAAACAUGGUGCUUGAGCUGAAUGCAUCGGACGAUAGAGGAAUCGAUGUGGUUAGAAACCAAAUCAAGGAAUUCGCAUCUACUCGUCAAAUCUUCUCAAAGGGCUUCAAACUGAUUAUCUUGGACGAAGCAGAUGCUAUGACCAAUGCUGCACAGAACGCAUUGAGACGAAUCAUCGAAAAAUACACCAAGAACACGCGGUUUUGUAUUCUGGCUAACUACGCGCAUAAGUUGACACCCGCGCUUUUGAGUAGAUGCACUCGGUUCAGGUUUCAGCCUUUGCCUAUUGAAGCCAUUGAAAAGCGCGUAAAUAAAGUUCUGAUACUGGAGAAUUUGAAACUAAGCCCAGAAGCAAUGACAGCGCUAUUAAAGCUUGCCAAGGGAGAUAUGAGAAGAGCUUUGAAUGUCUUGCAGGCAAGCAAAGCAACGUUGGAUGAUCCAAGCACCGAACAAGUAACAGAAGAUACUAUCUACGAGUGUAUCGGUGCUCCUCAUCCUCAGGACAUAGAAACUGCACUAGAGUCAAUGCUAAAAGACGAUUGGGGAACUGCUUUUUUCACGGUAAACAAAAUAUGCACCGCUAGAGGUUUGGCUUUGAUUGAUUUGAUCGAGGGAAUAGUGGAAGUUCUGGCAGAAUAUGAGCUAAAGCCGGAGACGCGAACACAGCUAUUGAGCAGGUUGUCAGAUGUUGAGUAUGCGAUAUCUAAAGGUGGUAACGACAGGAUACAAAGCAGCGCUGUGAUUGGCGUAGUUAAAUCUAGUUUCGAGUUUGAAGCUUAA